Molecule: messenger RNA, 2067 nt
Organism: Hypomesus transpacificus
Lineage: Eukaryota; Metazoa; Chordata; Actinopteri; Osmeriformes; Osmeridae
Gene: hdac12
Product: histone deacetylase 12
Exons: 8
Coding region: 882-1934 (350 amino acids)
Molecular function (GO): histone deacetylase activity
Source: RefSeq, a predicted model, not a curated record
UUUUUUAUAUAACAAGCCAUAUGGGUAGAGACAGAGGAAUUCUUACCGCUUGCUUCGACAGAUGCAGCACACAGGCUGUUGGGUAAUGCAAUGUCAAAGGUAUCUGAAGAAUGAUAUGAGGGUUUAAAUCAACAGCCCUGGGCUAUGCAGGGGAACGUCUAGGCCCCAUGCAUACACAAAAGGACCAGUUCUAAAAAGAGCUGAAGACAACAUGAAAAACUCAUUAUGGACACAUAUUGAAGACCUGACUUGGAUAGCUGACAACAACAGAUAAUGUAGGCUAUAAUAAAGAUUUGGCUGCUUGUUAUUUCUCCCUAUUUACCAUUCCAAAGGCAUCAUGAUCUGUCCAUCUUUUUGAAAGUACAUAAUGUUCCUUUGGAAUACCUUAAUCAGGUCAGGAGAGAGUCAGCUCCAAAUAUUUUCAGAAUUAGUUAAAUGGUAAGGAAAAGUCUUGAUGACAUCCCCACCUAGUGGAAAAUUCUGUGAUAAACGUGUUAACUUUGUAUAUUACAUGAGUCAAUUAAGUAUCAUAAGUAAACAUGACAACGAUAAGUAAUUAGUACUCUAUUAUUAAAUAGCCUAAGUAUACCAUUCAUAUAAAUAUUAGCAACGGCUUUAUUGUCCAGUAUUGUAUUUUCAUUGCAAUAUCGUUUACACUCCAGGACACAGCAUGGCACUAGAGAGCACUGAACGUCCCGCAGCAAAAACAUGUAUUCAUGUAACUAACCUUAAACCUAUUUCUUCUGGUUAAGACAACGCUUUAUCGAUACUGUUACAAAAGAGGACAAGCCUGCACGAAUGCAUUGGUCCAUCACUUCAAAACUCUUUACAACCUUCUUUGCGAGUCAGAUUAGGAUGUUGGUGUUAUUUUUGUCGCAGAAAUGACCUGUGCAAAACACGUCUUAUGUCACAGAGCGGUUCCGCAGUGUAUAGAAGCGGUGCAACAAAAGUUGGGUUUGAGACCUGCGUGUUUCUCAGUCCAUAGAUGUUUCCAUGCUGAACAAAAAGGCAAUGAUUCCAGAGGACUUCCAAUCGUACACCAUCGCAAGUAUGUAUGUGAUCUCCCACCCAAUCACCGAUUUCCUAUGGGGAAAUUCCCCAAGGUGUUGGACUUCCUGCUUAAGGACCAAGUGAUUACAGAUAAACAGGUGUGUGUCCCUAAAAUAGCCUCCCAAGAACAACUGCGCUUGGUGCAUACAGAGGAAUACCUCAAUAACUUUAUAAAUGGAAACGUUGGAGAGAAAGAGCAAAGGAGGACGGGCUUUGCCUGGAGUGAGGGCAUAGUUCGACGCUGCAGAUAUGAAACAGGGGGCACGGUGCUAGCAGCAGAGCUAGCUCUGCAGAGAGGACUAGCAUGUAGCACAGCUGGAGGGACUCACCAUGCAUUCCCCAGCUUCGGCUCAGGGUUCUGCCUCAUCAAUGACCUGGCAGUAGCAGCCAGGUGUCUGAUGGGGGACUCCACACCCAGGAAGAAGAUUCUCAUUGUUGAUCUAGAUGUACAUCAGGGGGAUGGCACUGCUUUCAUAUUUGAGAAGGAACCUGAUGUCUUCACAUUCUCAGUGCAUUGUGGGAAGAACUUCCCAGUGCGUAAACAGCAGAGUGAUCUGGAUGUGAGUUUGGAGGAUGGCAUAGAGGAUAAAGAGUACCUCUCUACAGUGAAGACCCAUCUGCCAUGGGUGCUGGACAGGUUCCGUCCAGACCUGGUCCUGUACGAUGCUGGAGUAGACCCCCACUGGGACGACGAGCUGGGCAGGCUCCGGCUGACAGACCAAGGGUUGUAUCAGAGAGAUCUGUAUGUCAUGAAGACUGCCGUGAGCAAAGCUAUCCCUGUAGCCACUGUGAUAGGAGGGGGGUACUCCAGAGACCUUGCCAAGCUGGCCCUCAGACACUCUAUCGUCCACAGAGCUGCUACACAGAUAUGGAGAGAGCUGUGAUGUAACAUCUGUCUGGAGAUGGUCCAGAGAGAAAUCAACAAUAUGUAGAUAAAAGUAUUAGUUGAAAACUACCCACAGAAAAUACCAACCCAAUUUUAUUUUUAUUUUUUAUAAAUAAAAGGAUACAAUUACA